This is a messenger RNA of Cydia splendana, 1297 nucleotides long. RefSeq lists its product as uncharacterized. The coding region runs from base 222 to 857 and encodes 211 amino acids. The record is from RefSeq and is a predicted model, not a curated record. The transcript is spliced from 3 exons. NCBI's taxonomy places the organism in Eukaryota, Metazoa, Arthropoda, Insecta, Lepidoptera, Tortricidae.
ACCUCACGCCGCUUUCCUUGGCAAACGAGAACUGGCGCAAACCUGUGGUACUAAGUACUGCGGAUCGCAAGGCGGCAUGGGAGAGUAAGGUGCUACACGGGCGGUUCUACAAGGCCCUCACGGGACCCGAUGUGGACCUGCUCGCGUCGGUGAACUGGUUACGAUUCGGGGACCUCUUCGGAGAAACCGAGGGUUUUGCCUGUGCAAUUGCGGACGAAGUGAUGAUGACGAACAACUAUCGGAAAUAUAUCCUGAAGGACGGUACGGUCGACAUCUGUCGGGCAUGCCGCCGUCCCGGAGAGUCACUCAGGCAUAUCAUUUCCGGUUGCUCUCAUCUUGCUAACGGCGAGUACUUGCACAGACAUAAUCUCGUAGCCAGGAUUAUUCACCAGCAACUUGCUCUUCUAUAUGACCUUGUGGACCGCGAAGUACCGUACUACAAGUACUUACCUGCGCCUGUUCUCGAGAAUGGUCGUGCCACGCUCUAUUGGGAUCGAUCUAUCAUCACUGACAGGACUAUUGUAGCCAAUAAGCCUGAUAUUGUGAUAAUAGAUCGAUCGCAACGUCGGGCCGUGCUCGUUGACAUCACCAUCCCCCAUGAUGAGAAUCUCGUGAAGGCCGAGAAGGACAAGUCCAGUAAGUACCUAGACUUGGCUCACGAGAUAACCGCCAUGUGGGAUGUUGAUUCGACGAUCAUUGUCCCGAUAGUCGUUUCAGUAAACGGUCUAAUAGCGAAGAGUCUCGACCAACACCUUGAGAGACUCUCGCUAGGUGGUUGGAUCAAGGGUCAGAUGCAGAAGGCGGUGAUCUUGGACACGGCGCGGAUAGUCCGCCGGUUCCUCUCUCUGCGGCCCUGACCACCGGUAGCUUGGGCCUUGCCCCGCUGCUGGCGGCACCCUAGCUCUGUUUUAUAGGGUUCCGUGGCCAAAUGGCAAAAAACGGAACCCUUAUAGAUUCGUCAUGUCUGUCUGUCUGUCUGUCUGUCUUUAAAAAUGAUAUUGAGGUUUUUUAAUAUCAUUUUUUUCUAAACUGAAUAGUUUGCGCGAGAGACACUUCCAAAGUGGUAAAAUGUGUGAACUGCCCCCCCCUGUAACUUCUAAAAUAAGAGAAUGAUAAAACUAAAAAAAAUAUAUAUUGUACUUACAUUACCAUGCAAACUUCCACCGAAAAUUGGUUUGAGCGAGAUCUAGUAAGUAGUAUUUUUUUAAUACGUCAUAAAUCGUAAACCGCAAUUUUAUUAUGUUACUUGCUGCUACGGAACCCUUCAUGGGCGAGUCCGACUCGCACUUGGCCGCUU